AGGGUUGCCAACUAUACUGUUUUAAACAGUAUUAUACUGUUUUUCACUAAAUUAUACUUUUUACUGUUUUACAAAAAAAAAGUAUACAAAAAUACUGUUUUCAGCAUCGAAGCAGACGCUCAAAAAUUUUUUUUGUCAGACAGAGGGCGCUCACUGCGCGCUCACUGCUGCAGCUAAAAACAAAUCAAAUCACACUAAGUUUCUGAACGAAUCUGUCACUGUCAGUGUGCCUACUGUCACUGUCAGUGACAAAUAUUCAAGACUGUCAGUGUCAUGUCAUUCGUGUAUGUUACAAUUACUACUACGUUAAGUUCGUUAUCAAUAUUUAACCGUUUUUUUGUGUGGAGUGAACCCUGUAGUGAUAAGCUUAGUGUACAAAAGAUGGAAAGUGAUAGUGACACUACUCCUACAACGCCAAGAAAGAAAGCCAAACUAUCGAAGGUUAAACAACACUUGACCAGCAAAAAACACCAAGCAAAAAUGGAAAUGAGAAAAUCUAGUGGAUUGUUACAAAAGUUUUUUCCUAAAACUUCUGCUUCUACAUCAGGCUUGUCUUCUAAUGAAGAUACCAAGUUAGCAGCGGCUGAGUUAGCGAUGACAUACCAUACUGUCAAGCAUAAUUUAUCAUACAAUAGCCAGGACUGUAGUAUCAAAUUAAAUAAGAUUAUCUAUGUUGAUUCCAAAACAGCCACUAACUUACGAUUGGCUAGGACAAAAAUGGAGGCAUUAGUGACCGAAGUUCUUGGCCCACAUUCCUUGCAGUCUGUUAUUGAUCAGUUAAAUAAAGACAAUGUAUUUUACUGUCUGCAAACUGAUGCCUCCAAUAAAAAAAAUAUUAAAUUGUUUCCUCUGGUAGUUCAAUAUUUUACCCCUAAAAGUGGAAUACAACAAAAAUUAAUUGAUUUUUAUGAAAAUCCAGAUGAAUCUGCCAAUGGUAUGUUUUCAGCAAUUAAAAACUCCUUAGAGUCUUUGGAACUUCCUUUCAGUCAAAUAUCUGGUUUUAGCGCUGACAAUACUAAUGCAAAUUUUGGACAUAAUCAUUCAUUAUAUACAAACAUUUUAGAGGUUAUUCCAGAUUUAAUAAAAGGAAAUUGUCAUGCCCAUAUUGUACACAAUUCAGUGAAACAUGCUAUGAAUUGUUUAAAUUAUGACAUUGAGAACAUUAUAUUAAAAAUCUAUAGCCAUUUUUCUGUGUCAGCAUGCAGAAGAGAAGAAUUAAAAAGAUUUGUAGCACUUGCUGAAGGAGAGUUUCAUGAAAUAAAACGACACAUAGGAACUCGUUGGCUGUCACUUUUACCAGCGAUUGAUACAAUUUUGCUUAAUUGGAUACCAAUUUGUAAUUACUUUGUUGAUUUGGAUGUUGACUGUCCAAUGGUUAUUCAAAAUUUAUUAAUGUUAGAUGAUAAUUGCGUGUCAAUAAAUGAACCGGACCGGACGCAAGGGCGACGCGCGACGCGGCGCGGUCACACGAGACGUCUCACGGACACAUGGGACUUCAAAACUGCUGAAACGAACUUGAAUAUUUUCAUAUAA
Trichoplusia ni (cabbage looper) is the source of this 1533-nucleotide messenger RNA. RefSeq lists its product as uncharacterized. The transcript is spliced from 3 exons. Lineage: Eukaryota; Metazoa; Arthropoda; Insecta; Lepidoptera; Noctuidae. The record is from RefSeq and is a predicted model, not a curated record. The coding region runs from base 274 to 1533 and encodes 419 amino acids.